UGUGCAGGCCACCUCAAUAUCCACUCCUAGGGAUAUACUCGAGGUUGAGGGACCCCAGUCGAAGGGGCCGAAGAAUCAAUAGGUCAAGUCAUAUUUAUGUGUAUUUAUGUGUUUGACACACAAAAGAAUCCAAGAGCUGACUCUCUUUUGCAUGCUAAGAUCAAUCCAAGGCCAUGACAAUGCCAAGAACAACCACCUAGUGACUUCUCUAUUGCUCAGUUCCGGUUUCUGGAGCGACUACUUGUCGUCCAUGGGCACUGGUGCUAUAAGAGGAUUACAAAAAUGUGAUUUUAUUGUGAGUAGGCGACUCAUGAGCACCUACAAUGAUUGGUAUUCCAAAUUCCAAACUCAACCUGCUGCAAUCAGCAUUUUGGAUAUUUUUGUUGAAUAUGGGAAUGAGGGAAGCAUUGUACUGCUCCAAGCCUGCUUAGAUCAAGUGAAAUUUCAGAGCGAAGACUUUCAGUCAAAGCUAGAUCUUCCAUCACCUAUCUUUAGAUACUUUUUGGGUAGACCAAAUUUCGCCACAGUUUUCUGUGAAGCACUGAGAAGUAAAGUGAUGAGUGGAGGAUUUCUAGGUCUCUCCAAGCAAUUGCAUUUGUCUACACCCGAGAAAAUUGCUGUUGGUCUUGCUCUGUCAAAUUCAGGAAAUACGGAUUUCAGAAUCAGAGGUAAGUUGAGUUGAUUCUUAUACUGUUUU
Messenger RNA from Magnolia sinica, 697 nucleotides. RefSeq lists its product as uncharacterized. The coding region runs from base 107 to 682 and encodes 191 amino acids. NCBI's taxonomy places the organism in Eukaryota, Viridiplantae, Streptophyta, Magnoliopsida, Magnoliales, Magnoliaceae. Gene Ontology annotation, cellular component: P-body; CCR4-NOT core complex. Gene Ontology annotation, biological process: nuclear-transcribed mRNA catabolic process, deadenylation-dependent decay. The transcript is spliced from 4 exons. Gene Ontology annotation, molecular function: molecular adaptor activity. The record is from RefSeq and is a predicted model, not a curated record.